Molecule: messenger RNA, 960 nt
Organism: Gracilinanus agilis (Agile Gracile Mouse Opossum)
Lineage: Eukaryota; Metazoa; Chordata; Mammalia; Didelphimorphia; Didelphidae
Product: vomeronasal type-1 receptor 2-like
Exons: 2
Coding region: 1-960 (319 amino acids)
Biological process (GO): G protein-coupled receptor signaling pathway
Cellular component (GO): membrane
Molecular function (GO): pheromone receptor activity
Source: RefSeq, a predicted model, not a curated record
AUGGUAUCUAGUGAGGUUAUCUUUGGUAUGGCAUUCUUCUUUCAAUGUGCCAUUGGUGUUGCAGGGAAUUUAUUGCUGCUCAUACUUUAUGGUUAUAUUGCUUUCAAAAAGCCUAAAGAAAAGAAGCCCAUGGAUUUGAUUCUUGCUCAUUUAACUUUGGCCAAUAUGGCAACACUUUUUACCAGAGGCAUCCCAGAAAUCAUGUUUUGUUUUGGGAUGAGAAAUAUUUUCAAUGAUUUGGGGUGUAAAGUAGUCAUGUACAUUUACAGAAUUUCCAGGGGACUUUCUGUAUGCACAACAAGCCUUCUGAGCAUGUUUCAGGCCAUCAUCAUCAGUCCCAACAACUCUGUGUGGGCAAGGAUCAAAGUCAAGGCCCCCAAAUACAUUUUACAUUGUUUUCUCUUUUUCUGUGUAACAAAUGCAUUGAUCUAUAUUAGGGUGAUUGAAACCACUGAAGCAAUAAAAAAUGACAAUAUUUCCAGAUAUGAUUAUAUAUCACAUAUUUUCAUGGUAAGAGCACCAAAUGAGAAGAAAUCUGUGGCUGCAUUUUUGUUUGGAAUGACUCUUCAUGACUUUAUCUUUCACUUCCUUAUGGGCUUGUCUAGUACCCACAUGGUGCUUCUCCUCUAUAGGCAUAGCAAGCAAGUGCAGCAUAUUUAUAGCAAUACCCAUUCCCCUAGAUCCUUCCCUGAAAUCAAGGCCACUCAGAACAUCCUCUUGCUUAUGAGCUGUUUUGUUUUAUUCUACUGGAUCAACAACUGUUGCACCUUAUAUGUGACAUUUCAUUUUGAAAAAGAAGUUGAAGUGGAAACAAUAGCAGCCUUUUUUUGUGGAUGUUACCCUACCCUCUGUCCCUUUUUGCUGAUUGGCAAUGAUAGUCGUAUUCGAAAACUUCAUUUUAUCCUUGGAAAGGAAAGAAGACAUCUCAAGAAUUUUAUAAAUGGAUUAGUCAAUUAUUGA